CAAUCCAACACGACACCGUUUUUCUGAGGAACAAAAACCCUUGCAAACAAGAUUCUCAUUCGCCGCCCUAAUUUCGUUAUGUUGGAGGGAAGUGUCUCAAUCCGAUUGAUCUUAAUUUCUUGUUCUAAAUUUCUUUUCUUUCAAGAAAUCGAUGCAGAGUCCUAGUCACUCUACCUAAACAUGUUUAAUUCCCAUAUAUAUGCCUUUCUGUUAGUAAGGGAAGCCCAAUUUUUCAUUGAGGCAUUUUAUCAAGCAGCUCCAGCGCCUUCCACAAUCCACCCGUAAAUCCGUAAUGCAUGCAGCUUCCUGCGCAUUGGCUUGUGUAGAUUUAUCUGUUUUGAAAGGGUGAAGAUGCUGCGAGUGAAUUCUUUUGCUUCUUCACUCUCUUCGUGCGCGAAAAUUCCGUCGCUUUUAAUUCACCGCUAUGGUUAUCGCCCAGGCUUUGGCCCGCUACUUCCCUUCUUACUUGUUUCGCAAAACCGGUAGGGUCAGUAGUAUUCGUGUCAGUUACUUACAAAUAACACAAGAACCCAUCUUUGUACCGCCGCUGCUACUAUGAAAUCACCCGCUAAUGAAAACCAUAAGACUGAGCUUUCCGGCUAAGCCAAAAGGAGGAGAGAGCGAGACUUGCCAGAAAACGUGCUCAAAGGUAAGUUAUCUAGGUGCUCUAAGGAAGGUAAUCUCGUGGAAGCGCUUUCCUUGUAUGAUGAGGCGAGGAGUAAUGGAGUUCCGCUUAGCCAGCACCGUUACAAUAUAUUGCUUUAUUUGUGUUCGUUUGCACUGAUGUGGCAAGGCAAGGGUGAAAAAAAACAGAUUAAAGAAGGACUAACCGAGUUGGCCGUUGUACUUAACGAUUAAUAAACAGUGUCGUAUGUU
Messenger RNA from Rubroshorea leprosula, 876 nucleotides. Lineage: Eukaryota; Viridiplantae; Streptophyta; Magnoliopsida; Malvales; Dipterocarpaceae. The record is from the annotation of a GenBank genome assembly.